CGCUGUUACACUACCACAAUUGCAUCCAUCACUUUCCAACCCCCAGGAACUUGCCUGUCCUUUCUUUUCGUUAAGCAAAAGCACCUGCAAUUCCUCAUCCGCAUCUGCGCGCAGUUUUCUCCCUCCGCCCUCAUCCUCCACCACCACUUCCGCACUCGCAGUGGCACACACCAUGUCGCGGACACAGCAAGAUCAGUUCAUCGACGACGAUGAAGAAGAGACGUGCCCUCUCUGUGUCGAAGAGUUUGAUUUAUCAGAUCGCGGCUUUCGACCAUGCGUCUGUGGCUACCAGAUUUGCCAGUUCUGCUACCACAAUGUCCGCAACAACAUGAACGGACUAUGUCCUGCAUGUCGACGCCCAUACGACGAUGCAAACAUAGAGUUCCGCAAGCCUGGCCCUGAAGAGGAAGCCUUAUGGAGAGCCAAACAGGCUGCCAAACAAAAGAAGCAGUCCGCCGCCGCCCAAAAGGAAGCUCAGAAGCGCGAGGCCGACACCCUCUCCCGCAAGCAUCUCGCCGGCCUGCGCGUCGUGCAAAAGAACCUGGUUUAUGUGACUGGUUUGAGCCCGAGCGUGCAAGAAGACCGUCUGCUCGAGACGCUGCGCGGCGACCAGUACUUUGGUCAAUACGGCAAGAUUGUCAAGAUAGUCGUUAGCAAGGCAAAGGACAAUAUCAACCCGCAGUCUGUCGGCGUCUACGUCACAUACGCCCGCAAGCAAGACGCCGCUUCUUGUAUCGCUGCUGUCGACGGCUCGCAAAACGCAAACCGUGUAUUGAGAGCUCAAUUCGGUACGACAAAAUACUGCUCGGCCUACCUUCGCAACGAGCAAUGCACCAACCGCAACUGCAUGUUCUUGCACGAGCCCGGUGAGGAGAAUGACAGCUUCACACGCCAGGACUUGUCUUCCAUGAACGUCGCCUCAACCCAGCACCCGCAAGCUAUGUCGCAGCCCACGUCGCAACCUCCGCCGCAAAGCCAACAGCCUGUUGCUGCCGCCCACACGCUCAGCCGACAAGACUCGCAAUACAUCCCGCCGAGCCCUAGCGUCGAACAUGAUGGUCCCGCUCUGCCUUCGACCGCAAGUUGGGCAUCCAAGGCCCCUCAGAUGAGCCGUACUGCUAGCAGCCGCUCUGUCUCACUCGUGAUGCCUAAGGAAACAGUCAAGGAAAAGCCCAAGCCUGAGCCCCAGCCUCAGCCCGAACCCGAACGCGAACCAUCGCCCGUCGAGCCCGAAGAACCUCCAACUCCCAGCCCGCCUCCAGCUCCUGUCGCUCCCGUCAAGAAGAAGCAGCCAGCCGUGGAAGAUCCCUUUACACACAUGUUCAAGGCUUUCCAGUCUUUCGACCUCAAAUUCGUUCUCUCUAGCAAGACCAUGGAAGAACACGCGCUGGACUUUGACAAUUUCCCCUCGUUGUUUGAUCCUCACGGCGGUGCCAAGAGACGCGCAAUGAGACUUCGUGAAGAGGAGGAAGACGAAGAACGUCGACGCCUGGAAGCAGAGGCUCAACUUGCCCAACAGACUGUCAACAGUGUCGAGGAUGACAACGGUCCUGAGCUUGGUGGUAGCAUGCAGCUCGGUGGUGAACCGGAAGACACAAUGGGCCGUGGUCAAUCUCCCCAGCACGCUAUCGAGCCUCCUUCGCGCACAAACUCGGUCAUCGAUGGAGGAUUCCUUUCCAACGAGCUGUCGAAUCUGAGCAUUACAGCUCCCAAUCUGACUGCCCAGCAACGCCAGCAGUUGCUUCUCCAGCAGUUCAAGACACCCUCCGCUGCAUCCACUCAGCCUCCGUUCCAGCCACCACCCGCUGCUCCGGCUGGUCACGCACGUAAUGUUUCACGAUACACGUUCGCCAACGACUCCUCCUCGGCCUCAGCUGCCGUCAAGCCAGUGGCCAACCCCAAACUCAUGAACCAACAAUCUUCCAUGAUGCCUUCUCAGUCUUCCUUCCAGCAACCUCCUCCAGGUGGAUUCUACAGCAAUGUUCAAGGCCCUCCUCCUGGUCUCAAAACCACUGGCACUCCUCCUUUCAGCGGAGGUGGCAUGUUCGGCCAGGGCCACGGGUUUGCGACAAGCGGUCUCGGUUAUGGCGCCAACUUGACCGGACGCAACCCUAACGACGAAAUGAUGAGAGAUCUUUUGCGAAACCGCAAUCUCGGCGGUGGUGCCCAACUUUCGGAUGCCGCAAAGCACAUUUCAGACAUUUCAUCUCUUGGUGGUGCCGCUCAUCUUUCAUCAGACCUAUUCGACGAGCCUGGACGAUCGACCCCACCUGUGCCGCCAGGUCUGGAAGGUCUCGGCCAGUCAUUGCCUCUUGAUAUUGACGACGAAGAAGAGGGUUCGAGACGCCCAACCCCAUCAAUUCCCCCAGGCUUCACAGCCCCAGUCCUUCCCCCGCUCAAGGACGAGUCGACCAGUUCCCUUCCAACCUCGAGAUCUAGUUCCAGAGCUAGUCUCAGACGUGGCAACUCCCAAAUCUUACCUGCAGUGCCCGUUCUUCCCGGAACACCUUCUCGCGCUCCUACGCCUUUAAGACACGAGACCAGACCUUUUGCUGGUAUCCUCGACGAGUUCGCCACGCCUACAAAGCGUGGAAGAUCCGAGUCUCAUCUUGCUAAUGUCGAGUAUGCGGAAGGUAACGACGCUACUCCUGGUGCUGAGGUUGAGGUUCAAACAAAGGCGGAGACCAAGGCUGAAAAGGCUGAAGCAAAGAAGCUUAAGAGAGCGGACAAAGCAGCCAAGAAGGAAGCCGAUAGACUCGAGAAAGCCGAAAAGGCUGCUGCCGCUGCUUACGCCGCCGCCGAAGCGACUGCUCAAAAGAAUGCCGCCGAAAUGCUUGAAAAAGCAGCUGCUCAAGCUAAGGCUGCUGCCGCUGCUGCUGAAGUACAGCCAGCUCCACCAGGCGCCUCGAAGGACGAAAAGAACAAGGCAGCAACCAACACUGUUGAUCUCGUCAAAGACUUGACGCCUGCCGAAGCGGCUGCUGCCGCGAAGUCGGCUGCUGGUGAGACCGUCAGUAAGAAGAAGAAUCCUGGAAAGAUUGACAUAACAGCCGCUGUCCUCAAGGGAAGCGAAGUACCCACUUCCGUCACUUCCACACCGGUCAAGUCUGAGAACAUCCCUCGCACGUGGGGCAACAUCACUACAUCACGCCCUCAGAGUCCCAGCAUCGCAUCAGAUUCGGCCAAAAAGGUGACUGCUCCUCGCACUCUGCGUCUCACGACAACGCAGGUUGCACCUGCGCCGGUUGUUGCCACCGCCAUUCGACCGAACGCUACUGCAGCCUCUCGCUUGCCCUCAAGACAACCCAGCAUUGCUUCUAUCCCACCUCCCGGCACUCCCGGAAGUGAGCACAUUUCGGACGACAUUUCCGUCACUUCAACUUCACUUUCACGUGCCAACUCACCGCCUCCAACUUCCAGCAGAGUGGGCUCCGCAUAUCAGCGCGCGAACACCAAGAGUCAACAGAAGAAGUUGCGUCAAGAGAAGGCCAGACAGGCGACUGAAGAAAUUCUAUCCAAGGAUAUCAACCAGCCCAUCACAGAGCCCAUUCACGAGGCGAUCACCAGUCGCAAGAAGAAGUCCAAGAGAGACAAGCCAGCAACACCUGCCGCAUCCACACCUGUUGCGUCCACGCCAGUUCCCUCACGUCCUGCCUCUCCUAAGAUCAAGGCCAAGCAAGAGGAACCCCCAAAGGUAGAGAAGCCCGCCACUCCCGUCAAGGUCGAGACUCCUCCCCCUCCUCCACCUGCUCCCGUCACCCCGGUCAAAACCCCUCCACCGCCACCACCACCAGCAGCGCUGACUCCUGCCUCUCUCAUUGCAGAACUGCGCAGUGAACACGGCACUAUAGCCGGCGCUUUCGACGCUUUCUUCCGCCCUUUCGCCCAAACCGUUGCCCACUACAAGCCAACUCAAGCACCCACCCCCGCCGACCUGAGCCCCGACAACGCGAUUCCUGCACACAUGCCUGAGCUCAAGAAGGAGGAUAUCGAGAUCCUGCUUUCUGGCCAUGCCUGGCGUCCCGUGACCGAGGAGCAGCAGCGCCUUUGGGAACGUCUCGUCAUCUCACCUACCGGAACCAUCAUCCGCCACAUGGAACCUCAACUUGAAGAUCGUUUCCUCGCAAUGGAAGCCAUGAACCGUCAACUCCCCGAAAACCUGAAGUUCCACCCCAUCCAGCACAGCAACACCCCUACCGAUCUUGACUUCCCCGCUUUGGACAUCGCCGCUUUGCGCCGCGAGUUUGAUGGUGCAACCAAUGGCAACCGUCACCGCAGCGCCAACGCCAUGGAGAAGGCUGUCGAGGAAGGCAGCAAGAAGGGUAGCUUCCUUGUCGACACCGCUGGCAAGUACGUCAACGAGUUCAUCAUGCCUCCUGUACCACUCAGCCCUCCUAGUGAGAAGGCCAUCAAGGAAGAACAGCAGAGAGACAAGAACCAUAUCGUCAGCGUUGAAGACUUGGAGCGUAGACUGGCCGAGGCUAAACGUUUUGCCGACGACAAGGAGGCUGGUCUGCGUCGUCUCGUGAAGAGAAACAGAAAGGUUAUUGGCCUGACUCACUAAGCGAACGAAUUGCAUUUGACGAAACAGGAAAGGCAGAGGUCAUUCGGAUCCCUCAGAAGAAGAGAUUGGCGAUACAGGCCGAGCAUAAUACGUGGUUACUGGCGUUUUGAUGGCUCGAGAUAUCAAUUCUAGAGGAAAGAAGAAGGAAUGCGCAAGCAUCAAUGGUCGUCGACAGAUACAGAGUUCUUUCUGUCUCUCUGGGGCUUUUGGCAUGAGGUUAAUUUUCGUCCCAUACACUGUACCAUCACCAGCACCAUAAGUAGCAUUGCAUCGCACUCGUUUUCCAAGAGAAACGAGCGAACAACUCAUGUAUCAAUAAGACAUUUCGUUG
Aureobasidium pullulans EXF-150 is the source of this 4895-nucleotide messenger RNA. RefSeq lists its product as uncharacterized. Gene Ontology annotation, biological process: protein ubiquitination. The transcript has 4 exons. Bases 173 to 4564 code for a protein of 1463 amino acids. Gene Ontology annotation, cellular component: CCR4-NOT complex. Lineage: Eukaryota; Fungi; Ascomycota; Dothideomycetes; Dothideales; Saccotheciaceae. The record is from RefSeq and is a predicted model, not a curated record. Gene Ontology annotation, molecular function: RNA binding; ubiquitin-protein transferase activity.